AUGUCAAUAAAAAAUAAAAUUAAAACUCACAUUAAAAUGGCAAGGGCUUGAUCAUUUUUCCCUCUCUCUCUUAUUAAAAUGACCAAGAAAGACCAAGAUCUGUCAACACAACCACCGAUCAUUACCCUGUUGACAGGCGCAGCAGGUGCUUUUGGAGCUGGUCUCUUGGGUGCUAUUUGGCAUACAAAGAAAAAGCAGAAUCAGAGAAUAGAAACAGAGAUUAAAGAAGGCAUCAAGCAUAUACCUCAUCGAUUCAUUCCUCCCAAGUUGACACCGGAAGAAUUGGCAAUUGCAAAAAAGGAAGCUACCAUGUUUGCCUUCAAGACAUUAGGUCUGGGUACUUUGCUUGCCUUUACAGGAGCUGGAAUACUUGCCAAAACUGUCAGUUGGUGGCUUGACGUUCAUAGUUUUAAAGAAUUUUCAGAUACAAUGCAACUCAUAGUACCCAGAAAGACCUCACGGCUAAGACAAAUGUUGGGAGGAAAGAAGUUUGAGGUGACAAAAGAAGAAGAAGAAGAACUCAAAGAGUUUGAUAUUGGCGAAUAAAAAAAAAUGCAUUUUUUUGUGUUAUAUUAAAAGUGUAUGUUUUUAUGCUUGUAUAUGAAUAUUAGGAAAAGUUCAAAUGAUUCUGCUGCUGUUGCUGUUGUUGUUGUUGUUGUAAAUGCCUUGUACCUUCUAAAACAAUGCUGAUAGCCUUGUUUCUAGUAUUCAAUUCCCUAAUUUCGACUUCCUUCAAACUCAAAAGAUUCU
Molecule: messenger RNA, 750 nt
Organism: Rhizopus microsporus ATCC 52813
Lineage: Eukaryota; Fungi; Mucoromycota; Mucoromycetes; Mucorales; Rhizopodaceae
Exons: 2
Coding region: 79-546 (155 amino acids)
Source: RefSeq, a predicted model, not a curated record